AUUUCACAAAAAACACAGAGUUGCUUUCUGACAGUGUCAUUCAAAAUUUUUUGCGAAAUGGCUAAAUUUUGGUCGGUCUUUUUCGCUGCGUUGCAGUACACGUUCAGCAUUUACGUGUUCAAAAAACCCGAUUUGACCGGUUGUGGACCUCUGAUCUCGUCAUUGGCGGUCCUGCUCGCCCUCUCUUUGGUGCUAUGGAGCCUCCCGUUGUACCCCCGGAGACUGCGCAAGCUAGUCCCCGGCGCGAAUUGGUUUGCACAGUAUUUAAUUGCGGUGUUUCUGAUCGAAUACAUCAUGGGGUGUUUCUGGUUCCCGCUUGAAGCCGCCACUUUGGCAUUUUUACCCAAACUGGGGGCCACUUUUGAGGAUAUCCUAAUGCAUGUAGGCAUGGGUUGUCACUUCCCUUGCGACGUCUUAAAAACGGAAGGAACAGGAAUGUUCAUGAGCUAUCUGAUAAGUUUCCUCAUACUUGUAGCGGCUUUGCACGCGACUAGAAUGAUCAAUUUGCAACUAUUGUCGUGGGGAAUUCGGCCGUUUGCAAAUGACGUCACGCGCCGAGUCCAAAAAUUUUCGAAAAAUUUUCCGCUCAAUACCGGGAUUAGAAUCCCCAGAUUGAGGCCUCGUAGAUCCCGAUCGGAAAUGUGCACCACCGAUGAGGAGUUCUGGCCCGGAGACGGGGAAUACGAAUAUGUUUACAAAUGAGCUAAACACAGUACGCGAUCGCGGUGGCGAACAAAAUGUAAAUAAAUUAUUUUCACACCGAAUAAAACGUUAUGGCCUGCAGACACGCGUUUAAAUUGUUCAAAAACCAACGCAUUUUCUAUAAACUUGUUAAUUAUCGCGUGACACCCCCGGUUUUGGCGCCCCCAACAUUGGGGUUAUGUCCGAAAAAGUGGGCUUAUCCGAAAGAAACGGGCUUUGCGGUGGGCUUGAGCCUCUUGUCGUGGCUCGGUUUCGAGAAAGACGAUGAAGAGAAGGAGUCCGAGUUGAUAAUGACCCUGAAAAGGGCCGUCUUGUGCACGCAAAGGGAGCAGUAUGAGAAGGCCGAGCAGAUGCUACAUUUGGCCCUACGGCUGGCCCAACAGCAGCAAAACCAGCAAGGGGUCAUCUACUGCUACGACUUGAUGGCAAAUUUGGCUCUGGACACCUUUCAGUUGGAUAAAGCCGAGAAAUUAUUUGUCAGUGUCUUGCAGCUGUUACUUGGGGGCGGUUUGGACCAAAAAGACUUGAAGGUCAUUCAUAUUAGUUUAAAACUGGCGCGAAUUUCGCAGUUGAAGGCGGAAAUUGAAAAAGCCGACCUUGGGUACAAGUGGUGUCUUGAACAAAUAGAGACACAGAAAAAUGACAGUGUUGACGCUCAAAUGCUAUAUGGGGUUAUUCAGGACUGGUAUUCCCAGUUUUUGCUAGACGUUGGGGACGUUAAGCAGGCUUUAAUCCAUUUGAGAGAGGCUUACAAUGCGUGUAAAAGAACCAAAGGGAGGAAUAGCGAACAAAGCAUGUUGCUUUUGAAUGACUUAGGGACUACCAGUUUUCGCGCUGGUGAUAUUGAUAAUGCUCAGGGGUACUUAAAGGAGGCUAUUACAGUGGGGCGCGAGGUCGAAGACAAGUCGCACUUGGGGGUAAUCCACGCAAACUUAGGUUUAAUUCUUUUAGAAAAAGGCGUAGCUAAGGAGGCAGAAAAGUAUUGUAAGGAGGCGUGGAAGUUGGGGAAAAAAUUCGAAAACAACGAAUCAGUUGAACAAGCAAACUACUGUUUUGACCAAAUUAAAUUGGUUUUAGGAAAAUAAUAUUUAUUGUAAAGGCGUACUCUAAGUACAAAGGAAACAAUAAAACCGUUACAUAUUUA
This is a messenger RNA of Tribolium castaneum (red flour beetle), 1846 nucleotides long. It is a transcript of the gene Ttc19, whose product is annotated as Tetratricopeptide repeat domain 19. Gene Ontology annotation, molecular function: protein binding. The coding region runs from base 774 to 1787 and encodes 337 amino acids. NCBI's taxonomy places the organism in Eukaryota, Metazoa, Arthropoda, Insecta, Coleoptera, Tenebrionidae. The transcript is spliced from 4 exons. The record is from RefSeq and is a predicted model, not a curated record. Gene Ontology annotation, cellular component: mitochondrial inner membrane. Gene Ontology annotation, biological process: mitochondrial respiratory chain complex III assembly.